AUGAUGAUCAUUUAUUUUAUUUAUAUUAUGACAAAAAUCCUAAAUUAUUAUGUUGGGUUGGAUUAAUUUCAUAAGCUUUCAGUAAAUAUUUUUCAGCUUCUUCAGGGAUAUUUAGGUUUAGGUAAAGAUUCCCUAAUAAUUAACAUGCUUUAAAAGAUUAAGGUUCUAUUUACAAAGCACAAACUAGGUAUGAUUAAGCUUCUUCGUAUUUACCUAUUUCCAAGUAUAUUUCUGCUAAAGCAUAAUUUGUGUUAAAAUCAAAACGCUAAAUUUCUUUUGCUUUCAACAAAUAUUUUAUUGCUUCUUCAAAUUUUUUACAUUGAAGAAAAGCAACUCCUAAAUAAUAAUUUUAGUCAAAAUCUAAAGGUGAAAUUUAUUCUGCCUUCAAAAAAUAUUUAAUUGAAUCUUCUGAUUUACCAAUAUUAAGGUAAAAAUCUGCUAAUUUGA
This is a messenger RNA of Tetrahymena thermophila SB210, 447 nucleotides long. RefSeq lists its product as hypothetical. The record is from RefSeq and is a predicted model, not a curated record. Lineage: Eukaryota; Ciliophora; Oligohymenophorea; Hymenostomatida; Tetrahymenidae. The transcript has a single exon.